This is a messenger RNA of Dovyalis caffra, 2103 nucleotides long. Lineage: Eukaryota; Viridiplantae; Streptophyta; Magnoliopsida; Malpighiales; Salicaceae. The record is from the annotation of a GenBank genome assembly.
AUGGCUCCACGAUGGACAUACCGGUUGGACUUUUUACACAAUCGCUUGGUUGGAGAGAUGUCAGGUGGUGGGUGUAGUAUAGUUUGGUUCAGGAGAGAUCUAAGGGUAGAAGAUAAUCCAGCCCUUGCAGCUGGUGUAAGAGCAGGUGCUGUUGUUGCACUGUUUGUAUGGGCACCUGAAGAGGAAGGCCAUUAUUAUCCUGGUAGGGUCUCAAGGUGGUGGCUUAAACAAAGUUUGGCUCAUCUUGACUCUUCUUUAAGGAGUCUUGGUACUUCUCUUGUUACUAAGAGAUCAACUGAUAGUGUUUCUACUCUUCUUGAGGUUAUCAAAUCUACUGGUGCUACUCAGCUCUUCUUUAACCACUUAUAUGAUCCCUUGUCACUGGUUAGGGAUCACCGGGCGAAGGAGGUUUUGACUGCUCAAGGUAUUGCUGUAAGAUCUUUUAAUGCGGAUUUGCUUUAUGAACCAUGGGAUGUUAAUGAUGCCCAAGGCUGCCCUUUCACAACCUUUACUACUUUCUGGGAAAGAUGCCUCAGCAUGCCUUUUGAUCCAGAGGCUCCUCUUCUGCCGCCUAAGAGGAUUAUUUCAGGUGAUGUAUCUCGAUGCCCUGCAGACAUGCUGGUGUUUGAAGAUGAAUCGGAGAAAGGAAGCAAUGCACUUCUUGCCAGAGCAUGGUCACCUGGAUGGAGCAAUGCUGAUAGGGCUCUGACCACUUUCAUUAAUGGACCACUAAUUGAGUACUCUAAGAAUCGUAGAAAGGCUGAUAGUGCUACGACCUCGUUUCUCUCUCCGCACUUGCAUUUCGGGGAGGUGAGUGUGAGAAAAGUUUUCCAUCUUGUUCGCAUAAAGCAGGUUCUGUGGGCAAAUGAAGGGAACAAGGCUGGCGAAGAGAGUGUAAACUUGUUUCUCAAGUCAAUUGGUCUCAGAGAAUAUUCAAGAUACUUGAGUUUCAACCAUCCCUACAGUCAUGAAAGGCCUCUUCUUGGGCACCUCAAGUUUUUCCCUUGGAUUGUGGAUGAAGGCUAUUUUAAGGCAUGGAGACAAGGUAGAACAGGUUAUCCAUUAGUUGAUGCUGGAAUGAGAGAAUUGUGGGCCACUGGUUGGCUGCACGACCGUAUACGUGUGGUAGUUGCUAGUUUCUUUGUGAAGGUUCUACAACUUCCAUGGAGAUGGGGAAUGAAGUAUUUUUGGGAUACCUUAUUGGAUGCAGAUUUAGAGAGUGAUGCUCUUGGUUGGCAAUACAUUACUGGCACUCUCCCAGAUGGCCGUGAGUUUGAUCGCAUAGAUAAUCCACAGUUUGAGGGUUACAAAUUCGAUCCGAAUGGAGAAUAUGUACGCCGGUGGCUUCCUGAACUUGCAAGGCUACCAACUGAAUGGAUACACCACCCAUGGAAUGCACCUGAAUCUGUACUCCAAGCAGCCGGAAUUGAGCUGGGAUCAAAUUACCCGCUCCCUAUUAUAGGGAUAGAUGCAGCAAAACUCAGGUUGGAAGAAGCACUUUCAGAAAUGUGGCAGCAAGAAGCUGCUUCAAGAGCUGCAAUUGAGAAUGGAACUGAGGAAGGUCUUGGAGACUCCUCUGAAUCAGCUCCAAUUGCCUUCCCUCAAGACAUAUAUAUGGAGGAAAACCAAGAGCCUGUGAGAAACAAUCCUCCUGCUACAAAUCGUCGCUACGAGGAUCAGAUGGUCCCAAGCAUGACCUCUUCUUUUCUGAGAAUUGAAGACGAAGAAACUCUUUCAGAUGUUCACAAUUCUAUCGGAGGCGGAAGAGCAGAGGUACCGAGAGAUGUAAAUGUGAAUCAAGAACCAAGAAGAGACACUUUGAACCAGGGGUUUGUCCAAACUGUUCGUAAUAACAACAUUUUGCCACCAUUUAAUGUCUUGAGAGGUCUGGCAAAUGUUGAAGACUCGACAGCAGAAUCUUCAAGUAGUACUAGGAGAGAGAGGGAUGGAGGUAUAGUUCCAGUUUGGUCCCCUCCAACUGCUAGUUACUCGGAGCAGUUUGUUGGUGAUGAAAAUGGAAUUGGAGCAACUUCUUCUUACUUGCAGAGGCAUCCACAAUCUCCCCAGAUAAUCAAUUGGAGGAGGCUAUCUCAAACUGGGUAA